AUGAAUAUUUCCAAUGAAGAUGAGGCACAAAUCAAGAAAAUUGAUGAUCUGCAAUAUUAUGCAGAAAACUACAGUAAGCUUUGUCGGCUGUGUUUAUCCCAGGAAAAACUAGUUACGAUCUACUCCAAUGUUCGUGGAAGAAAUGUGUACUACAUAAGAAAUUUUGUAAAUUUCGCAUUAAACUUGCUAACAAUUAAGAUUAACAAACACGAUGGGCUGCCAAAUUUUCUAUGCGAACGCUGCGAACGGAACCUAAAUAUCAUAGCGAAUUUCAAACGAAAAUGUGAUGAAUCGAUUCGGUUGCUGGAGCGUGUGAGAGAUACCAUAGUCAAACAAGAUCGUUCCGAACCAGUUGGUCAAGAUCGCAAUGGAUCACGUACCCGCAAGAGAAGGGCGAAAGGUUCCAGCAAGCAACCCAAGCAAGACAAUGAAGAAAUUUUGAAGAAGUUACCACGAGAAAUUAAUGUGGAGAAAGCGAGCGCACGUUUAUCGGCACGAAAAGAAUUGGAAAGAUCUGAAAACGAACGAGAAAAUCUACCAGCUACAACAACGCCUGAGAAUGCCAAUGAGUGGAUAAAGUUAAAAGAUGAGCAUCGUGUUAUUGAAAUAUCAUCUAAAGACGACGAAGGUGCUAAAUACAGUGAAGAGGAAGGGGAAAUUGAGCAGUUUAGCGAGGGGGAAAAAUCAGAUCCAUAUCUUGAGCACUUCAACGACACGCCGGAACAAGAAAAUGUGACAAACCAACCUGCUGUUAGAACUACCCGAAAGAAACCUCCCAAGGAAAAGAUCGUAUGUGCCGUGUGCGGUGUAAUGGUCAAUAACGUCAAAUCGCACAUGAUCAUCCACUCGGGACGGUCCCAUCAGUGCGAACAAUGUUCGAAAAGCUUCACGUCGCGAAACAAGCUGCAAUCUCACAUCAACAGCGUGCACUUGCGGAAACGGGACUUCAAGUGCGAAAUCUGUGGCAAAGCCUUCCUUGAGAAGAAUAACUUAAAGGGCCACAUGCGUAUACACGAUGGCGAUCGCAAGUAUGGUUGUGAUCUCUGCCCAAAAACGUUUCUGUUCGCGGGAACGUUGCGCUGUCACAAACUGACCCACACGCAGGAGAAACAACACGCGUGCCAAAUCUGUGGCAAACUGUUUUUGCUGCGUACCACACUGAACAAGCAUUUGCGUGUGCAUACGGACGAAAAACCGCACAUUUGCAAUCUGUGCGACAGACGAUUCCGCACAUCCACGCACUUGACGGUGCAUAUGCGUACGCACACGGGUGAAAAACCGCUCAACUGCCGCAUUUGCCAGAUGGCCUUUUCGCACCAUAAGGCGCGCAGUGUUCACAUGAAGGCGAAACAUCCUGACGAACUCGUGGCAUUGGGGUUGAUCGAUGAAAAAGGACAUCUCAAGUUUUAGGGGAUCCGCAAAAGUGAAAUGCAAAUCAUUUAUGAAC
Anopheles nili is the source of this 1447-nucleotide messenger RNA. RefSeq names its product zinc finger protein 729-like. Bases 1 to 1410 code for a protein of 469 amino acids. Gene Ontology annotation, cellular component: nucleus. The transcript has 3 exons. Gene Ontology annotation, molecular function: zinc ion binding; RNA polymerase II cis-regulatory region sequence-specific DNA binding; DNA-binding transcription factor activity, RNA polymerase II-specific. NCBI's taxonomy places the organism in Eukaryota, Metazoa, Arthropoda, Insecta, Diptera, Culicidae. Gene Ontology annotation, biological process: regulation of DNA-templated transcription. The record is from RefSeq and is a predicted model, not a curated record.